Aureobasidium vineae is the source of this 2649-nucleotide messenger RNA. The record is from the annotation of a GenBank genome assembly. Lineage: Eukaryota; Fungi; Ascomycota; Dothideomycetes; Dothideales; Saccotheciaceae.
AUGCCCGGCUCGCGGGAUAGCAGGGCAGCGACGCGCGAAUCCCCUUCAGGCAUCGAAGACAUGCAGGCGCGGCCGGCAUCAAACGGAGACACGCCUCGCAGAGUCAAGAAGGAGACUCCUUCGUCAAGGCAGCCGAGCGCUGCACAAUCACCGGCCGUGAAGGGAGAGCGUGAAGAAACCAUAGGUGGCGACCUCAGCAUCAAGCUUGAGCCCGGCAAAGCCCCAAAGCUGUCCCGCACCAUGUCGCAAAAAGUCAUCACCGGACCUCGACAAUUAUUCAACGAUUUGCCAGAUGCUACAGAUGAAGCCACUUCGACCUUUGAUGUCCUGCCCGAUUGCACGUAUGGCGCAAGGCAUCUUGGCACUACCGAGCAGGCGCUUGAAUGCGACUGUGUCGAGGAAUGGGAUGCGCGAACGCAAUCCAACAAUGCCUGUGGCGAAGACUCGGACUGUAUCAACAGGGCGACCAAGAUGGAGUGUCCUGGGGAUUGCGGCUGCGGAGACGGCUGCCAAAACCAACGCUUCCAGCGCAAGGUGUAUGCCGAUGUUUCUGUCAUCAAAACAGACAAGAAAGGCUUCGGUCUACGGGCUAACAAAGAUCUCAAGCCAAAUGACUUUAUCUUCGAAUACAUUGGCGAGGUCAUCUCGGAGCCCUCCUUCAGGCGGCGCAUGCACCAGUAUGACCAGGAAGGCAUCAAACACUUUUACUUCAUGUCCCUCGCCAAAAGCGAGUUUGUUGAUGCAACCAAGAAAGGAAAUCUCGGUCGAUUCUGCAACCAUUCGUGCAACCCGAAUUGUUAUGUCGACAAAUGGGUUGUAGGGGACCGACUCCGCAUGGGAAUUUUCGCCGAGCGUCAAAUCGAAGCUGGAGAAGAGCUUACCUUCAACUACAAUGUCGACCGCUACGGAGCCGACCCCCAACCCUGUUAUUGCGGCGAGCCAAACUGUUCUGGAUUCAUCGGCGGCAAAACGCAAACCGAUGACCGUGGAACUCAACUUUCAUCAACCAUUCAGAAGGCUCUCGGUAUCUUCGGAAACGAAGAUUGGGAGAAUGCCGCACACACGAAAAAGCCUCGCAAGAAGAAGGCCUCAGAAGACGAUGAAGAAUACAUCGACAGCAUUGAGCUUAAGCAGCUCGGCCCAGCAGACGUCAAGGUCGUCAUGGGUGAAAUAUACAAGAGCCAGGAAAAAUGGAUCAUCGUCAAGCUCCUCAAUCGCAUACAGAACUGCGAGAACGAGAACGUGCAGUUCAAAGUGGCCAAGAUGCACGGCUAUGUUAUCCUCAACAAACUCCUCAAGACCUACGCCGACGAUACGAACAUUCUAUUGCAAAUUCUGGACAUUCUUAACAAGAUUCCUCGACUUACUCGCAACAAGAUUGUCGAUUCCAAAAUCGAUGUUACUGUCGAAGGCCUACUCGAACACGAAGAUGAAAGAGUCAAAUCGCAAGCCGCAAAAAUUUACGAUGAGUGGAGCAAGCUAGUCAUCGCUUACCGCAUUCCACGUGUGAAGAGAGAUNNCCCAACCUAUUGCAACAAGACAAGAGAUUGGAUCGUUCUGAAAGGAAGAAUCGUGACCGAAGUCACCUCGAGCNNUCCUCCACCUACUGAGCUCCCGCCUGGUUGGUAUGUCGCAUUCGACCAAAACGGCACACGCUACUAUUAUGACGGUGACGGAAAUGUCCAAUGGAUACCACCCACUCAAUCGGCAAUCAACGCACCCCUCCUCCACCGCCCAAGNGUUUUGUCUGAGGCACAGAAACUCGAAGAUCUGAUCCAGGGAAUCGUCAACAAGAAGGAAACUCCGGGCACUGACAAGCCUUCCGCCACUGCAACGCCGACUGAGACACCCACCAAAGCCAUGUCUGAUGAGAAGUGGCGUUCGUUACCUGAAGAGAAGCAAAAGAGGGUCUACGAGAACACGCUCUUCCCAUCUGUCAUUCACGUCGCAAACAAGUACAAGGGCAAGCUGGACAGAGAUGAUAUCAAGCGCUUUGCUAAAGAAUGCUCGAAAAAACUUGUCAACUCGGAUUUCAAAAACAAGCGUGUCUCUGAUCCGAGCAAAAUCGACUCCAGACAAGAGAAAGCGGUCAAGAAAUUCGUGACCGACUUCUUUGAGAGGGCUGUUGUGAAGAAGAAAGAGCACGAUCAACGCAAAGGACAAGGCUCGGACCAAGCAGGCACGGAUGCCAUGCAGGUCGAUUCGCCCAAGGAUGCCGACAUCGAUGUUGCUGGCAUGAACAACAACGACAUAUCUUUAUCAACAAGUCCCGCAAAUCUGAAGCGAGCACGGAAUGAGGAAAGCUCGACAGCUGGGGCCGCACAUGAAGACGAUCCACUCGGCAAAAAGGCCAGAGUAUCUGCACCUGCUCCUCCGCCCCCUCCGCCUCCGCCAGCCGGAGGCAUGCGCGAAGAGGACACGCAAACAGGCAAUGAUGACUCCCCUAGUGUUGAAGGUUUCUCGAUCAAGGGCGCUGCUGGUGGACUUCGCAUGCCGAAAUACGUGGAAUCACCAAUGCAGGUCGCAACGCCGCCUACCACGAAUAGUCCGGAUGCAGAAGAAAGGGAGAGACGUCGCAGAGAAUUCAGCGGGCUCAAUGCCGAGAGGAUGAAAAACUUAGGAUUUCUGGAUGGAGCAAACGAUCGUUGA